AUGUCCCCAUUCCUCUUCAACUUCGCAAUCAAAGACGUUCUGUCGAAUGCUCUAGAAGGUUUCCAACAUUUUGGCCCAGAGCUUCUACCGGGUGAGCGCGCGACCGACUUAGAUUAUGCUGAUGAUAUCGCCUUACUUGGUGAUGAUCCUCAGAGUAUGCAACUCAUUCCGGAUCGUUUGGGGGUUGAAGCAUCUAAAUAUGGCCUGAGCUUCGCCCCAUCGAAGUGUAAAAUACUGCUCAAGGAUUGGCUUUAA
Molecule: messenger RNA, 255 nt
Organism: Dicrocoelium dendriticum
Lineage: Eukaryota; Metazoa; Platyhelminthes; Trematoda; Plagiorchiida; Dicrocoeliidae
Source: the annotation of a GenBank genome assembly